Messenger RNA from Lactuca sativa (garden lettuce), 1152 nucleotides. The record is from RefSeq and is a predicted model, not a curated record. NCBI's taxonomy places the organism in Eukaryota, Viridiplantae, Streptophyta, Magnoliopsida, Asterales, Asteraceae.
AUGGCUCGAAAUUGGGAUGUUUAUCAAUUGCAUGUGAAAAAUGCUUUUUUACAUGGUAAUUUGAAGGAAACCGUAUAUAUGCACCAACCACCUGGUUUUUUAAGACUAGUUAUCCGGACCAAAAAGAGUGACAAUUCCUUAUUUAUCUACCAAAAACACCAUGAGACAACUUAUCUACUUCUAUAUGUCGAUGACAUAGUGUUAACUACGUCAUAUACAACACUCAAAACUUGGCUCCUCAGUGCUCUAAAACGGGAAUUCGACAUUACUGAUCUAGACCCACUAUCUUACUUCCUCAGGAUUGCUGUCACGCGCACCAAGAACACCAUGUUCUUAUCUCAAUGCAAAUACGUUGAAGAAAUCCUCGAAUGUGCCAACAUGGAAGCAUGCAAACCAGUCACCACUCCCGUUGACACUAAUUCCAAACUCAGUCUUCAUGACGGUGAUCCUGUGGCUGAUCCAUCCCUAUAUCGGAGUCUUGCGGGAGCUCUCCAAUACCUUACAUUCACACAUCCAGACAUAUCAUACGCCGUGCAACAAAUCUGCCUCUUUAUGCACGCUCCAAAAAUCAGUCACUUUAGUGCUUUAAAACGGAUAAUACGGUACAUCAAAGGCACCCCAGAUCAUGGUCUUACGUUAUUAUCCUCUCCAUCCACUCAGCUAGUGUCCUAUAUUGAUGCUGAUUGGGGCAGUUGCCCGGACACCCGCCGCUCUACAUCUGGAUAUUGCAUUUUUCUCGGUGACAAUCUCAUCUCAUGGUCUGCCAAGUGUCAAGCCACUCUUUCAAGGUCCAGUGCUGAAGCCGAAUACCGUGGUGUUGCAAAUGUAGUUACUGAAGUCUAUUGGCUUCACAACCUUCUUCUCGAGUUACAUGCACCCCUGAAACGUUCCGCAAUCGUCUAUUGUGACAAUGUAUAUGCUGUCUAUUUAUCCGGUAAUCCUGUGCAACACCAACGUACCAAACACAUUGAAAUGGAUAUACACUUUCUCCAUGAAAAGGUCACUAUUGGUAAAAUACGAGUUCUUCAUAUUCCAUCUACUUAUCAAUAUACUGACAUAUUUACUCAAGGCCUUCUGCGACAACUAUUUCUUGAUUUUAGAGACAGACUCAGUAUUCGUCUUCCUCCCGCUAAGACUGAGGGGGACUCUUAG